AUGCAAGCCAGAAUAGAGGACCAAGAUCUUGAGAUUCAGAGAUUGAGGCAGCUGGGUGCUCCUGCAGUGCCGGUGCCGGAAGUUCCAGUGCUACCCGCCCCUGUUGCCCAGGCCGAGAUAGUGGCCAAUGUAGUGGCCAAUGUAGUGAAAGAUUGGACUCCUCCGCCUGAAGAUUGGAUCAAAAUCAAAUGUGAUGUCAGGGUUGGUGGAGAUUCCAUGUGUAUGGCGACCCUGGCUAGGGAUCAUUCUAGAACUGUUGUGUGGGCUGCUGUUAAUAUGCUCAACUUUAGAGACCCUCUGAUUGGUGAAGCGGCGGCGUGUCGUCUUGCUUUGGACUCGGCUAGACUCAAGAACCACAACUAUGUCUUAGUGGAGAGUGAUUCUGAAAUAGUUAUCAAGGCUCUUAAAGGAUUGCACUCUAGUUGGAGUAUUGAUAAUUAUGUCUCAUUAUGUAAUCAACUCUCUAAAAACUUUUUAUCUUGUAAUUUUUCUUUUAUUUCUCGUUGUUGUAAUUUUGUGGCCCAUAAUGUGGCUAAUUGGACGUUCGCCCAAAAUAUUUCAGGAUUUGUGGAGCCCUCCUCAAUUCUUGAUGCUAUCCUUUGUAAUGACCGCGAGGUCUAA
Messenger RNA from Cannabis sativa, 621 nucleotides. RefSeq lists its product as uncharacterized. NCBI's taxonomy places the organism in Eukaryota, Viridiplantae, Streptophyta, Magnoliopsida, Rosales, Cannabaceae. The record is from RefSeq and is a predicted model, not a curated record. Bases 1 to 621 code for a protein of 206 amino acids. The transcript is spliced from 2 exons. Gene Ontology annotation, molecular function: nucleic acid binding; RNA-DNA hybrid ribonuclease activity.